Messenger RNA from Hyaloperonospora brassicae, 2445 nucleotides. The record is from the annotation of a GenBank genome assembly. Lineage: Eukaryota; Oomycota; Peronosporomycetes; Peronosporales; Peronosporaceae.
AUGCUUUUGCGACCUGCGGCUCGACGCCUCGGACGGGUCUGCGGACCUCGGCCGCCGUCUGUGCGGACGCUCGACGGACUCCAGUACCAGUCGCAUGGACCGAUACGAUUGACACAGACAGCUGCACUACCGAGUGCUUCUUCUUCAUCUCCUUCCGCAGCGCCAACUGUGACUGCAGCUGUAGAUGCUGCAAACCAGAGCAAACUGAAGCGUCGCAAGAGUAAAUUGGUCAAGAAAAAAGUACCGCCACCUGCUGUUGCUGCUCCUGUUGCUGCUCCAGUUGCUACUCCUGUUACUGGUGCUACCGCUGCUCCUGUUGCUGCCCCAGUUGCUACUCCUGUUACUAGUGGUACUGGUGCUCCUGUUGCUGCUGCUACUGCUGCAGUAGAUAAAGGGAACGCAGCGGAUAUAGCAGAUGCAGACAAGCCGCAGUCGUUGCCGAGGAAGAAGCUCAAGCCAAAGCAGAAGCACCGAAAAAAAAACGUGGUCCAGAAGCACCAUGAGGAGCAGCUGCUGGCAAAGGCUAUCGAACAAGACGCCAAUACUGAUGCAGCUGCCGUGGCGACGUUGGAUACAAAACAAGCGAACCGAAAAAACAGCACACAAGCUCUGGACAAGGCAUGUGGAGCUGAAGCUGCCGACACGGCAGAAAAGGUGCUUCCAAAGGAGCCACUGCCGCUGAAAGACGUCGAGACGAGGAAGAUUACACUGACACUGCAGGAGAUUGCAGCGUUGCAGAAGACACUUCCAAGUGAGAUGGAGGUUGCGUCGUUGAUCACGAAGCUGCGCCAAGUGUCGUUUGACAGCGCACACGAGCUGUUUGAUUUGUACCGCAACUUUGGCAACCCGUACUUGGACGAGAACUUUUUGACGCCAGGUGUCCUAGCGUGCUGCGAGGCAAAGAAACCAGCUGAGGGUAUACGUAUCGUUCGUGCGAUGCUCAAUCAAGGACGAAAGGUGGAGGAGUCCACGCUGCGCACAUUGCUAACUGCUUGUGACGAAGCGUCGGCUGCUGCAGAAACAAUUGAGCUUUGGGAUCUGAUGGAAAAGGCUGGGAUCAAGCUUGACCUGGUCGACUAUAACCGUUUCUUGGACAUUUGCUACCGCCAGGAGUAUCUGGAUGGUGCCAUCAAGGUGCUGAAGCAGCUUCGUCUACUGCGAUCGAUUUCCGUGCACACGUACAUGCACUGGCUACUGCGCGCGUCGAUUGUGUGGCGUUCGGAUGCAUUUUUUGACAUUUUGAUGGAGAUGCGUUUGUCGGAAGUCGAGCCAGAGAUCAUGUCCCUCACGUCACUCGAGUCAGGCCGUAAGGAUCGAGCGUUAACAGUGAUGGAAGGAGUGCGUGCCGUCGGACUAGAUCCGUGCUUUGCCAUGUCGUCCGUCUACUCAUCGAUGCAGUCGUCGGUAUACCGCAAUGGACCGAGUUACACGGCAUUGACGAAGAAUGACAUUCGAAACGCCCGGAAGAAGUUUGGUGACCUUGUGCCGAUCGAACAAGACUGGCCCGUGACGCCGAUUCCGCAGGUGUUGGAGACUCAAGCCGCAGGACUAAUUCUUCAGCAAGAAACGUUUCGCCGGCUCAAGCGACAGCAAGUGAACCACAUUGACGAGCUCCUGCAGAUGCUGCCGAUCACGACCAAUAUGACUAUCAACUUGCGCAAACAGCUGUUGCGCAUGUCGUUAUUGGUCAAUACGCAUCGCGUUCGUCGUGAUCGAGUCGCUAUUUGCAAUGAAUACGACAGUGGCCGCAGUCUGAUUGAGCUCUCGACGGUGCAUAACUACCCGCCUGUGUCGCUCAUGCGAGUCAUUCUUCGAGCCAGAGGGAAGAGCCAGGUGGAAAUCAAGAACGCGCUCGCACGGCCUGGCGAGAAUCUGUCAAAGCGCGAUCAGCACGAGUUGCGGAAGGCGAUUGAGUACGACAGUAUUCACAAGAGCGACCCGUUCCUUGGUGUGCCCCAGUACAAUGCCGACUCGCUCGAACAGGCCGUCGAGCACUUUCUCAAAGCCAAGGGCAUUCGUCUCAAGACCCAAAGCGAGUUGUGCGCGGACCAACUUGCAAGUCACGGCCGCCGCGUCAUCUCGCCGGACAUUUUGCUGCUGGACCCUGUGCUCAUCAAUGGCGUGCCGAUCCGGUGGAUCGAUGCGAAAAACUACUACGGCGCGCACAUUGUGAGCAAGCGGCUGAUCUCAACUCAGCUCUCGAAUUACGUGAAGGAAUGGGGUCCGGGCGCGAUCGUGUUUGGCAUGGGCUACAGCGACAUGUUCUCGUUGCCAGGCGUCGUGUGCCUCGACACGACGCCGUUCCCCAAGACGCGCCGAGAAGCGGCGAAAGUGCGGAUCCAGUCGUUUUUCUACUCGUGUAUCAACGCUUUCCGCUGGAAAAAGCACUUGGGCAGCGACUUGACGCAGCAAUAUGCGCCAGCGGACAGCGGCAGUGCGUCCUGA